AUGGCUUUUAUUCACAGCGGGUCAGAAGAAUGCGCCAAAUCUGAACUGGACCUAUUCCAAAUAGCCCCUAUGCAAACCAGCGUUGAGAGAUGCCUAUAUAUCGAAGUUCCUCCCCUGACUGCUUUGUCAGAAUCAGCGCCACUUGACUUUUUCAUCGCUGGAAAUGGAGAUGAUUAUAUGGAUUUAAAUAAUACCCUGCUUUACCUGUGCUGCAAAAUCGUGAAAGAAGAUGGGACAGACCUUGACAGAAAUGCAAGGGUGAGUCUGGUGAAUUACCCUAUAGCGUCCAUCUUUAGCCAACUGGAUGUGACUCUGGGAGACAGGCUCAUCUCGCAGUCGCAUAACGCAUAUCCGUACAGAGGGUUUAUAGAAGCUGUGCUGAAUUACAGCAAUGAUACUCUGAACACUCAGUUCUCUGCAGGCCUGUUUUACAAAGACACCGCGGCUCAACAUGAAUCAACUGCCCUGGAUGGGGACAACGACGGGUUUGUUAAAAGAGCAGCUCUAGCGGCUGGAAGCAGAAAAAUAGAUUUCCUGGGUCAGCUUCACAGCGACCUGUUUUUCCAAGAAAAACUGCUCUUAAAUGGCGUGGAUGUCAAAAUUAAACUGACACGCAGUAAAAAUGCUUUUUGCCUCAUGGCGGGUGAUUUAAACAGGGACUGCAAAUUAAUAAUCUUGUCUGCCUCCCUUUUCGUCAAGAAAGUCAGAGUAGCCCCGGGUGUCCGUUUAGGCCAUGCCGAGGCACUCUUCACAGCUAAUGCCAAAUAUCCUGUGGACCGCGUGGACAUCAAAGUGUUUAGCAUCCCUACAGGAAGUCGUGUCAGCAACCAAGAGAAUUUGUUUUGGGGGCAAUUGCCCAAGCUGCUGGUUAUCGGACUGGUGGAUAACGAAUCCUUCAGCGGGGCCCAUAAUAAAAACCCAUUUAACUUUAAGCAUUAUGACAUCAAUUUCUUUGCUCUCUACAUGGACAGAGAACAGGUACCCACAAAACCACUGCAGCCGGACUUUGAAGAUGGAAACUGCGUGAGGGAAUACAUGCAGCUGGUUCAGGCCGCUGGAAAGCAUAUGAAAGACAGAUCUUUGUUAGUAAACCGCGAGGAGUUUUCACAGGGCUACACGCUAUUUGCAUUUGAUCUUUCCCCAGAUCAGGAAUGUACAGACCACUAUUCCUUGAUUAAAACUGGGAACCUGAGGGCUGAAGUGCGGUUUGCUAGAGCAUUGCCUCACACUGUCAACAUGAUUGUCUAUGGUAUUUUUGACAACGUUAUAGAGAUAAACCACAGGCGAAAUGUUUUGUUUGACUAUAUGUAA
Heteronotia binoei (common prickly gecko) is the source of this 1311-nucleotide messenger RNA. RefSeq lists its product as uncharacterized. The transcript has a single exon. Lineage: Eukaryota; Metazoa; Chordata; Lepidosauria; Squamata; Gekkonidae. Gene Ontology annotation, molecular function: ribonucleoside-diphosphate reductase activity, thioredoxin disulfide as acceptor. Gene Ontology annotation, biological process: deoxyribonucleotide biosynthetic process. Gene Ontology annotation, cellular component: cytosol. Bases 1 to 1311 code for a protein of 436 amino acids. The record is from RefSeq and is a predicted model, not a curated record.